Molecule: messenger RNA, 2007 nt
Organism: Maylandia zebra (zebra mbuna)
Lineage: Eukaryota; Metazoa; Chordata; Actinopteri; Cichliformes; Cichlidae
Product: tectonic-1
Biological process (GO): cilium assembly; protein localization to ciliary transition zone
Cellular component (GO): MKS complex
Source: RefSeq, a predicted model, not a curated record
GUAAAUAUCCAUGGCGGUCACAACUGUAGUCAAGUGCGAUCCAGAGUUCUUCUAUUUAUUUCUCAUGCUUACUGUCGUUACUGUAAACACAACAGAGAGCGACUUUAAUACGACGGCUUUUGAUGCCUACAAUCUUAUUUAUAAUGUUACUGAGAGUUAUCCGCGUACACAGCCUCCAGCGUCCGAGAGCACGACCACAGCUCCGAGCUACAGCACCGAGAUGCCGAACCUACCGGCCGUGCCCCUGCCAGUCUCCGGGCACCUACCCACUCCUCUCACCAGUGCUGACAGGUUAUGUCCCUGCGAUGAGCAGAUGGAUGUAUGUGACAUCAACUGCUGUUGUGACAGAGUGUGUAGUGGGGAUGUGCCUCUGUUCACCAGUUGCUCUUAUCCCACUGUGAGUGGCAGCAAGCAGAUGUGCAGCCAUGAUGUGGCAUUGUAUUCUUUAAGGAGAGCAGCAGACGGUUAUUCAGAGCUGCAAUCAUCUGUUCAGAAGGAGACCAACUACGACAUCUUCUGCAUCGAGUCACAAAACCGAGUUGAUGGACUGUCAUAUCCCUCUCCCGCUCUGCCAACUGACAGCAACUUUGUGUCGCUCUUUAAACAAUUCACCAGCUAUAUUUUCGGUUUAGAGAAAGUUAACCAGGCGUCCUCUGUAAACCUCCAGACCUCGGGCGGAUACCAGUAUGGGGAUGUGAUCGUGACGGCAGGGGCGGCUGAACAGAGAGAGAUCUUGCAACUGCCAGCUCCCGGUGUCACUGCUGAUUGUGUGGAUAACAGUCCUGCAGCUUUCCUGAAGGAUCAAAGCAGUCGGUGCUCCCGUCGCGUGGUCCUGGAUCAGGACUGCGGCCAUCUGCCAGCCCUCAGCAUGGAUAGCUACACUGACACCCAGCUGUUUAGUGAUAUGAGCACAGAUGCAGCAGUUGUUCCUGUGGUGGUGUCUUCAGUCAUCCUACAGUCUGCAGAUCACACUCAGACUGAGCUGAAGGUCACAGGUGGAGGAAACAUCAGUCCUGUUCUCAUCAACCCCACCCUCUGUGGUAAUGUGGUGCUGAAGGUUCUCUAUGUGAUAAAGUACAACCCACAGGGUAAGAUAGAAAAUGCAACGGUGUCUGUGGUGCUUGGAUUUGUAACUGAAGCUGUGCUGCAUUUGGAACAGGAGUUUCAGGUCACGUACAUCCAGGUAGAUGGGGGGGACGUGAAUGUCCACUACAGCGGAAAUCCAGGUUAUGUGGUCGGCCUGCCGCUUUUGUCUGGAACAAGAACAGCCGAUGGGAUUGUCAGAAGCAUUGACCUCAGAGACACUCUGUCUCUGCUCCUCAGCACUGAGGACCAGGACUGUCUGCAGGGUCCACAUCAGCGCUCACCUGUCCUCUUUGGUCACGACUCUGUGUCUGGCUGCCUGUUAAGGUUGGAAGAUGGUGUAAAUUGCACUAUUGUCUCGCAAGAGCUUCUAGGAAUUUUGAGAGGAUUUAACUAUCCUUAUUAUGUGGCUUCCUUUGGAAACUCCCGCCUGGACAAUCUCCUGGACUGGGUGCAGAUCAAGACCAACUUCAAUCCCACAGAAGCUCCAAGUUGCAGCAUCCCAUUGUCACUGCACUUAGAAAUUAAAUGGACCAAUUACGGAUCCUUCGUGAAUCCUCAAGCACAGAUUGUGAGCAUCAAAGAAGUAAUUCAGAGCAACACCAGCAGUUUGACCCUGUUGUCCAGAGGCAGCAGUGUCCUUCCAAUCAGAAGCUCAGUGGCCUUCAUCCCAGUAUCUGCUGCUGCUCUUCCUGGUUACAGGGCCACACCUACCAUCAAUGCCAAACUGCCCUUUGACUUCUUCUUCCCUUUUGUUUGAUCCAACUGCAGCUUUCACUUAUUUAAGCUUCCCCAUAAACACUGGUACAGUGUGUGGUCAUCACUAGUACUGUUAUUGGACCAUCAGUCUGCAACUGUGUAUUGUGUGAAUAAUGUACAUCUGAGUUUUCCCUUUUUUAUAAUAAAAUUUAAUACAUGGUUUCA